AUGAGAGGAAUCUUGGCUGAGUUUCUCGAGCAAAGAAGUGGCAUUGAGGUGGGUAUCGUCAUUGCCUAUUUGUUGAUCAUCACUAUUGGCGCUUUUGGAAAUCUUUGGGUGGCAUGGAAGUGUGGAGUGGUGUUAAUGUUUGGUCGACGGCAGAGACAAUCCACUUCAGUGACAAGGGGAAUUGUCGUCUGCAUCUUCAUCAUUUGUCUAUCCGAUAUUAUUGUUCUUUCAGCUCUCGCAUUUAUGGUGGAUAUGAAGAUCACGGGUGGAUGGCGCUUUGGCGAGGUGAUCUGUCGCCUUUUUUAUAUGAUCGAAAUGCUCAACAAAUUCGUGAUCCCGCUCUGUCUCGUGCAUAUCAGUCGACUUUCGUUCAAUUCGGUGAAAAUCACUCGCGAAUCCACUCAUCGUUUCCAUUCUUUUCUCCUGCCGACUUUCAAUUUUGUGGCCAUCGCCACCGUGUUCGGCCUUUCGGGUUAUGUGUUGUUGUUUUCGAAAACCCUCGACAUUCCUUUGCGGCGAUCCCGAUCGGGAAUUGUAUCCACGAAAAUGUGCCUCUUCAAUCCACCAUCAGGCCACGAUUUGAUCUUCAAUGGAGUUGCCUUUUUGGUCGGUUAUGUGGUCACCUCACUUGCUUACAUCUAUUUCUACGCAAGUGUCCCGUUGCUCUUGAAAAGAAAGAUCUCGAGCAACAACUCGCCUGGAGCUUUCCAUCAACUCAAAGACUCAAAUAUUGUCCGAAUCAAGUACACGGUCACUUCAUUUGUCGCUAUUUAUCUAAUCUGUUGGACUCCCUAUUGGGCACUGUUUUGGCUUGCCUCAUUAACGGAUCACUUCCCGAGAUGGUUAGUGAUGAUCUCAAUGCUUGUUCACACAUUGCCCUAUCUUUCAUGCACCGCGUAUCCAAUCGUGUUAACGGCAAUGAAUCGAGGAAUUCAAAAUGAGCAUGCCUCGAUUCUCAGUUUUCACAAGAAGAAAUUCUCGACGAUUCGUGAAGGAGCUAUGCAGACUUUCUCAGCUCAUGUCGGCAUGUUAAACAGUAUUUGGGCUAAAGCAGAGAACGAGAAUUUGAAUCCCGUGUCGGUU
Molecule: messenger RNA, 1083 nt
Organism: Mesorhabditis belari
Lineage: Eukaryota; Metazoa; Nematoda; Chromadorea; Rhabditida; Rhabditidae
Source: the annotation of a GenBank genome assembly